AUGGUUCAAUCAAACGGAUAUCCUGCUGAAUCGCAUGUAAUUGAAACUGUUGAUGGAUAUCUUAUCACUGUGCAUCGUAUUCCGUAUGGGAAGACCCCUGAAGCAGGACCACGAGGGGAUAAACCAGUUGUUUUUUUGCAACAUGGUUUCUUAACGUCAUCAGGUGAUUGGGUAAUAAUUGGACCGGAUAAUGCUUUGGGUUACCUCCUAGCUGAUCAAGGAUACGACGUCUGGAUGGGAAAUUCGAGGGGAAAUACUUACUCGAGGAAUCACAUAAAGCUCAAUCCUGAUAAUUCUUCCAAAUUUUGGGAUUUUAGCUUCCACGAACAAGCUAUAUAUGACCUACCGGCUACAUUUGAUUACAUCUUGAAGAAAACUGAGCGGAAAAAGCUCAGCUACUUUAGGCAGUUUGACUACGGUCCAGCAGGAAAUUUGAAAAAAUACGGAUCAAUAACACCCCCAAACUACCCUCUUGAGCGUAUGACCGCUCCAAUAUCUCUUCAUUACGCUGACAAUGAUUGGGUGAUAGCUGUUGAGGAUGUCGAAAUAUUAAAGGCAAAAAUUCCCAAUUUUAUUGGUGCUUUCCGUGAGGAAGCAUUGUGA
Messenger RNA from Lutzomyia longipalpis, 603 nucleotides. RefSeq names its product lipase 3-like. NCBI's taxonomy places the organism in Eukaryota, Metazoa, Arthropoda, Insecta, Diptera, Psychodidae. The record is from RefSeq and is a predicted model, not a curated record. The coding region runs from base 1 to 603 and encodes 200 amino acids. Gene Ontology annotation, biological process: lipid metabolic process. The transcript has 3 exons.